AUGCAGCACUACGACUCAUCUGCACGGCUCAAGCGGGCGCGCAACGUUCCGUCACAGAUAUUCACGAUCAGCGAUUGGAUUUUAUUCUUCUACGGUGUCUCCUUGAACCAUCCAACGAAUCAACUAUAUCGUUAUAUCCUCUUUGCGCUCACCGACACUGAGCGACAACUGCAAAGCCAACUACGACCUCUUCUCAGACAGAAGAAGAUUGAACCACGGAGUUCACCCAGUCACCGGAAAACGUUUCGACAGGCGAACUAUGUCGUACCCUAUUGUGGAGUCACAUACUCACCCUGCGUCAACGCCAAUGCGCGGCAAACGAUCCCCCGCAUCGGUAAACGUGCACCCGACGACGAGCUAUCGCCAUGGCGGCUUGGAGAGCUUGCUCUCGCAGUGGAUGUCGGCACGAUUGCGCAUGUGGAAGCACCGCAACUGUCUGUGAAUGACGGCAACAAGGGCGCAGACGACGAAACCCUGUAUGGCUCCGGGGCUACUGGCUACCGGCCUAUCCUCUAGCUCCGUACUGAACAUCGCCUCACCAAGUGCGC
Molecule: messenger RNA, 548 nt
Organism: Schizophyllum commune H4-8
Lineage: Eukaryota; Fungi; Basidiomycota; Agaricomycetes; Agaricales; Schizophyllaceae
Exons: 2
Coding region: 1-516 (171 amino acids)
Source: RefSeq, a predicted model, not a curated record